Molecule: messenger RNA, 1902 nt
Organism: Ciona intestinalis (vase tunicate)
Lineage: Eukaryota; Metazoa; Chordata; Ascidiacea; Phlebobranchia; Cionidae
Product: RNA polymerase II-associated protein 3
Cellular component (GO): protein folding chaperone complex
Molecular function (GO): protein binding
Source: RefSeq, a predicted model, not a curated record
CCCUUAGGUAGCGGUAGAGUUCAUUAAUUUUGUAUUCAGCAUUCUAGUUUAAGUUGCGUUGCAAUUUUAUCGCUCGUUUUCGAACAUUUUUCGAUAAACUUAUAAAGUAAUUUUUACAAAAGGUGAGAGCGGGGUUCCUUUAUUCAUACAUUCCAGCAAGCAAUAUGAAUUCGCCCAUGGAUAUGCUUAAGCUGCAAAUGAACGUGCGAGAAAACGCGUCUGAAGUCAACGAUUUCUUGAGAGAUCUGGACUCGUGGGAGACGGAAAUUAAAAAGAAAGACAAGGUUUAUAACCAAAUGAAACCGCAAAAUCAAGAGAAGGUUCUGCAACCAAUAAGACGGGGAGUUGCUGCGCAAAAGAAAGAAACCAAAAAGUUGCAAGAAAAAGAGCCUACAAAGAAGGCAAAGAGACUAAGAUCUGGAGACUAUAGGUCCUGGGAUAAGUUGGAUGUUGAUGCAAUGUUGGAAGAAAUUGAUAAUGAAGAAAAAGAAGAAGAAAAAGAAAUAGAGGUGGAGAGUGAAAAGAAGAAGCUAGAAUUCUCAAUAAAGGCAAAAGAAGAAGGGAACAAAUAUUUUAAAGCUGGGAAAUAUGAAGAUGCGGUAAAUUCUUAUACCAAGAGUAUGGAGUAUGACCCAACCAAUGCUAUUUUCCCUGCAAACAGGGCAAUGGCAUAUCUUAAGCUUCAAAAGUUUAUCGAAACUGAAGCUGAUUGUACUUUGUCACUUUCCCUUGACCCUGCUUACACUAAAGCUUAUCUUAGAAGAGGUAGUGCCCGAGUUGCUAUGGGCAAAGUUGCCAGUGCGGUUAAAGAUUUCAACGACGCUUUAAAACUGGAGCCGAACAACAAUCAAGCACUGAAAGAGCUUGAAUUGAUUAAACAUGAAGGAAAUAAGGAUUUAAAACAAGAAGAUACUAAACCUAAAGAUAUGAAGAGAAUUCCAAAGAAAGGUGUUGUGUUGCCUGUUAUUAAAGCUCCAAACCGUCGAUCCAAAAAACCUUUACGUCGAAUUCAUGUCACAGAAAUCCCGGCUACAAAUACAGCAGUUGAUUCAUCAAAAACAAAUUCUGAAAACACAAUUUCAAAGUUUGAACACAAGUCAUCAAAAACGGAAUCUGACACAACUACAACUAAAUUAACACCAUCUAAAGAAAUGAGCAGUGCAAGGUCAGCAAGGAUACCAGAGGAAAGUUCUAUCCAAACUAACAAAGCUACAACCCCCACCCCAAUCCCAGCAGCACCUACCACAUGCUUCCAGUUCCAUGCUGCAUUACGUUCAUUACAGCACAACACUAAAGCAACUUAUACAUACUUACAACAAAUACCUACUUCUACAUUAAACAAAUUACUCAAAGAUCAACUAGAACCUUCUGUCCUGAUGACCAUAAUACGCUGUUUCUCAGAUUGUUUUAGUAACAAUGAAGACUUUGCAAUUGCAUUUCUUACAGCUAUGUCCUCAGCAAAGCGAUUUGACAUGAUCAUUAUGUUUCUUUCAAAGUCUGACAAAAAUGAAGUCAAAUCAUUAUUCGAGCUCAUGGAAAAAAGUUACGCUAAAGAACAUGAGAAAAUUGCUUCUUUAUCAAAGAAAUAUUGUUCAUGAUGUGUUUGUUUGUUUAACUUGUUUAACUGAAACCUAUUUAAAAACUAUAUUAUAUAUAUAGCAUAAGUGAGUGACUUUGUUUAUGUCUGUCGUAGUGUUAGGCUUCUAGUUACUAGUAUGUGCCAUAACUUAUGGUGGGAACUUCUUAACUUGUAAGUUGUGAUGUCUUUGCUACAUUUCUAUACAACAUCCAAUUUUGCUUUUGUUGUUUUACCAAGUUAGAAAUGUUCCAUUUAUAAAACAUAUAUGCUGCAAAAUGCAAAUAUUUCAGUUUUACUUAUCACUGUUUUUUGUAUUCAUGUAG